AAUCGGUCGUUAUUAACGCCGUCCGUAUCGUUGCUGUGUGAGCGCGUGUCGCAUGCGGUUCGCGGAUACUUGCACAAUCUCCGAGUAGGCACGGUGGUACUUUCUUUUUUCCCAACGGCCUAAAGCAUGACUCGUGCCGUUUGCUCCGCUGGCCAGCAGUUUGGCUGCUUACGCUGUCAACAACAUCAACCUUAUCACCGUGUGUGGCCGUUUCCGGCUUUGAUAUCAACGCGACGCAACAAAUUCGCACGCACUGCUUUUUCCACACCCACUACCGUGAGGUUGAUGUGUAUUUCGCCCAGCUGUGCUGUGAAACGUGAACUGGUUAAUGGAUAUUUAAGUGGGUGUUAAUUUUUUUGCGUUAUGUGCUAUGUGUGGUGUGUUUUUAUUUGGCCGUUUUGUUGCCGGAAGUUAAUGUGAGUCAUAAAUGAUUAAGCGUUUUUCGUGGCCUUGUUCGUGGUGUAUAAAAUAUCUGACUGAUUGUGUUUUUUUUUCCUGAUAUUCUUAAUCGUAUAUGUGAGAUUAUCUAUCUUGGAUUGAGUGUCCGUUGUGAUGAGUUUUUAAGUUUAUUAAAAUGCAAUUUAAUUGCAACUAAUUGGCAUAAAUGACUGAUUUUUCAAAUUAAAGACUGUAAUUUACAAAAUUGAAAAGUUGAAGGAGAAGAAGAAGAAGCAACUUAGUUGCAUUAGCGUUAUAUUUUCAAAGAAAGUCUGCGCGAAAUUAUUAAAAAUAACAACAAAAAAAAAUAAAAAUACUUUUCAAAUAAAUUAAAAAACAAAAACAAAAAAAAUAUAAAAAACUUUUUCGAACCUAGAAAAUAUAACAAUAAUUACAGUUAAUAAAAGCAAAAAAGUUCAUGUGUGAGCGAAAGAGUUAUGAAUUCAAUGCAGAAAGACAUUAUAAAAACGAAAGCAAAAGAUACAACUAUGCGGCACCUCCACGUAGGGAUUUUGUAGCGGGAACACGAAACAAGUAUCAAACACCCUCAGAUACUUAUUUCUCGCUGCGUUCUGAUCAAUCGCCGUAUUAUUCAACACAAUGGAACCAAAAUAGAUAUAAUAAUGGACCAAAUAAUCGAAAUAGCAACCAUUGGACGAAUGAUUACAAUUACAAUAAUUACAAUCCCAAUUCGAAUUACUGGCAAAAUGACCUCGGAAGAAGAAAAGAUAAUACGUCUUCACCAUAUGGUAAUGAAGUAGAUCGGAGAACUUUUAAUACCCAAAGAAAAGAUACUAACACACCGACAGCAUCUAGAACUGAGAAAAGAGCUGACCUUACAUCAGCUGUGAAUAAUAGAAAUACCAGUGAAUCACCAAAUGAUACUGGUAAAACACUGACAAAUACAACAAACACUUCUAACGAAACUGACAGCGAGAAAAUUGAAAAACCAAAAUCAACUGAAAAUAGUAAGGCUGUUGAAAAACCUAGAAGAAAUGCAGUGAGAUCGUCACCGAGAAAAAAAGUGUCUAAAACGAAACCACUUAAUGUUAAGGAUAUAACUGAAGAUAAAAGCAAAACAGAAAAAAAAAGUUCAUCAAAUAGUGUCAAGAAAAAAAACACAGACGAGGAUUCCAGAGAAAAUUCUAUAACGGACGAUAAAGGCGAAACAGAGGGGAUUGAGAAUUUUACAGCUAGCGCCUGUAGUCAAAUUGAAAAAUGUAAAGAACAAAAUACAACAAAAACUGUUAAGCAAAAUAAAACAUUAGAAAGCUCUGAUAAUAAAAAAGAAAAAAGUAAGACAAUAGAAAACAUUGCAGACCAAGUCUGUAGAGAAUCGGAAAAAAACAGAUCCAUAAAUAAAGAUUUAAAAAUUUGUGAUGAUAUAAGUGACAAAACCAGAGCAGAACCGAGUAUAGAUUUAAAUAAAGAUAUCGCUAAAGUUCAAACUACUGAAAACUCUGCAGAAGUUUCUAAAGAUGAAACUACCAAUUUAAGGUUUAAAAUUACAAAGCAAGCGAAAAAUACCAAUUUUGACAAGACGAAACAAAAAUCGAAAGUAAGUGGUAAAGAAUCCAAUAGUUCCGAUAUUAAUUUAAUAGUAGAGCAGCCUUUACAGCAAACCACGAUUCAAAAAACUAUUCCAAGUGACAUUUCAAGGUCUCUUGAACAAGAAAAAAAGACUGAAAUUUCGGAUAAGAAACAAGAAACUGACGAAAGUAUUACAUUUAUUUCGGAAUCACUUUUGGAGCAAAAGGAUAGACAAAUAGAUGAUAAUAUAAAUUCUAUAGUUGUUAGCAGUUGUGACGUAAAUAUAACGGAGACUACGACGACAGAUGUUCCCUGCAUUGACAACGAUCUCAAUGCUUCAGAUAUAUCUGAAAAUCGUGAAAUUAAUGAUGAAGAAAUUUCUAGACUCGUGUGCAGAGUUUCGCCCAUUGAGAAAACUAACCCGAAAAAACCUAAAAUCUCGAUAAUACCACUGUCGAGACUUAUACGAAACGAGUUAAUUGAAUUAACGGACGAUUCCAGUGUGACGGAAAUCGAGGACGUGCCUCCUGUAACUUUGGCCACAUUUACACCAAAUAAACGGAUUUGCCGUCCAAAUCUUGUAAAGAGACGACGAAAAAUUUCAACUUGUAGUAAUUCAAGUGGUACCACAGAAAAUCUGAUUGAAAAAGUUGCCGGUAUGGAUAAGUUUGGGAUAAAACAGGUGAUCAAUAGCUGCGGUACGCGCUUUGAUGAGGCAUUAAAGGCACAGGCCCGCAAACGGCUGCGUGAAGAAAUUCGAAGACAGCUGAAAUCAAUGAAUUUGGAAACAGCAAAGGAUGACGAAAGUGCUAAUUUCGUACCGGAUGAUAUUGUGGAUGCGAUAUGCAUACCAGAUAUAGUUUUAGAAGAGAUACGCAAAGCUUUCGGUAUAGAGAUUUUUUGUAAUAAAAGUGCAGAUGCGCUACAAGAUGCAGCUUUAGAUAUUAUAGUAUCCAAUAAGCAAGAACAAGCUACUACGAGCAAUCAAGCGACAGGCGAAGAAAGUACACCGAUGACAAUUGUUGCGGCACCGCUACAGGAAAGCAUCGUUGAAACAUCAACUGCAACGGUACAACCGAUACCAGACAGUGUUGAUGCAACAGAAAAUGUUGCGGAAAAUGACACAACGUUACAAAAUGAAAACGUUUCAGUUGAACCUGAAAAAGUGUCAGAAACAAACGUUGAAAACGCGAGCCCUAAGGUGGCGGAAACAGCAAAUCCGACUACCAAAGAAACGGAGAACAUAUCAAAUGAAAAGAAGGCAAGAAGACGCAGAAUUCCAAUGGGGCGUAAAAGUAGUCGGAAAAAAGUUAACAAAGAUGUAAUACGUGUUGAUUCGUCAUCCUCUUCGAGUAGCUCAUCUACGUCCAGCUCGAGCAGCAGUUCUGAUACUGAAUCGGAGUCUUCGGAUAAGAGCACUUCGUCUUCAGUGAAAAGACGUCGACUAAAGUUGCGUGUAGAUGCACAAAACAUUGUCGAAAGCUUUGAAAAGCUGCUACUACCCAAUUUAAGUGAGAAUUUAAAAAGUCGUUAUCACAAUAAAUUUUCAAACUCUACGUACACGCGCCUACAUUUCAUAUCUUGUAUCUGUACUAGUGAAUACAAUACCAAAAAGUUUACCAAACCUGAAAUUGCAAAAAUACAAUCUAAUCUGAAGUCCGAAGAUCGUACCGUCGCCUUAGAGUUCCUGAUGCGCGAAAUUGUCAAUGUUUUCAACAAGCAAAAAGAAGCUGCCAAAAAGGAACGUAGCAGUAACCGAUUAAGGAAAAGCACUGAAACUGCUGAUAAACCGCAUGCAAGUGAAACGCCGACAGUAGAAACUUCAAGACCACACGAAGCAAAUGACGGCGGUAUAUUCGUCGACAAAGCUAAUGGGAUUUCCACAGUGGCCGUAAAAAGUACAAGCGGUAACAGCAUUCGGAAAAGUGCCAAUGCUGCAGAAAAAGUUGAUUCUGCAAAGAAUUGUAUGCAAUCAAAGCCAAGGUCUACGACUCCUUCAACGACGCCAACGAAACAUCAACAUCAAAGUGUGAAUGGGCAAACAUUAAUGAGCAAAAGAGCGGAGGAUGGCGGUAGAGCAAAAAGUGCUGGCAAUGCAGAAGCCACCGAUAAUGCGGUUGGUGAAAGGCAUAAAACAGGCGUCAAUACACACUCCGAAGCGUGUAAUAAUUCAUUUGAAAUCAACAACACCACUAAUCAAGAAGAUGCUUUAGCAAGUGUGACGACACGUCAGCCUCCAACUGCUACCACCACUUGUGGUAGUGGAGCUUCAAAUGAGCAAGGCUCGCGUAAUAUCGCUUUCGAAAGCAUCAACUCGCGAACACAUUUGAGUGAAUCGAGUUGUUGUAGUGAAUUACAGUCUCCCACUAAUUUACGUUCGCUGCAAAGAGACCAUUUAUUCGAUAACAAAAUCAGUAGUAAUGGUGGUUCUUUAAUUGGAUAUGAAAAUGGCAUUACGGGGCUUUGUGGCAUCUCAAGCAUACCAACUUUGAUGCCAAGCUCUCUAUUUCCGAAUGUAGAUUUGGAAGCAUUGCGUCAAAAAAACAUUUUAGGUGAGUUCGUUGUGAAUAAUCUGCGGGAAUUCGAUAUGAAGUUGAUGGAAUUGCAUAAACGCAAAAUGUUCAUCGAAGAGAUGAUACUGAAAUUGCAAAAGGACAAAAUGGAAGUGGAUAUGCAAACGAUGCAAUUGCAAAAUGAGAAAUUUUUAUUACUUAACACCGCUAUGACAGCAGCUGCCAGUGAAUUGCCAACACGUGAUACAGCUAGAACAACGCCAGUAUCGCAAAAUACAGAAGCAACACCUAACGCACCUGGUACCUCAUUAAGGACAACAGCUCGUGGCAUACAAACCAACCUUCCAAACCAACGCAAACGGAGAUCUAACGGUAGCAAUGCACCGGCAGUAAAGCGAAAACGUGGUCCACGCAAACGAGGUGGCGUUCGCAAAUCAGGUGGUGCACGUAACGUUGGUAAACAACCCAAGUCUCAAACUGAUGCAGCUAACGCAGCAGCGAUCGGUGAAACGCCAGCAAUGGGUGAGGGUGAAGCUUCUCCGUGUACUGCAAUUUCCGAUUUGGAGCAAGCCUUCAGUGAUAUAGAGCCGCCGUUUGAUGGCGUGGAUAUGCCUGUCUCUACGAUUAAUGUUAGAAGCUCACUGACACAAGUACAUCUUUAUGAACGUUGGUUGGUCGCAACCGGUGAAGAUGGUCGGCUAUACCAAUUCAAUGCCAAAACUCUUAAGUUGGAAAAAGAAUUCUCCAAACACAGCGAAGCUAUUACACAUUCCUAUUUGUGUCGCGAAAAGAAGAUGCUUUAUACCACUUCACUGGAUGGAUACAUGAAGAAGACAUCAUUAGAGAACUUCGCCUUGGAUAUACAAUCCGUAUACCUGCAAGAGCCCUUACAAUGUAUUGAGGGUAAAUGGGGUUCGGCUUUUAUCGGAAGCAGAUGGGGCAACAUCUUCACUUAUGACAUUUCGUCCAACAUUUUGAACAAUUCCACAAUUUCAUCAUCUGAAGCUUCAAUAACCGCCAUCAAAGCGACUAAGGAGGGGCCACGUCGAAUUCUCAUAGUAGCCUCUAAGUCUAAAGAAAUACAAAUCCGUGACGCAUCUUCCGGACUAUUGUUGCGCACUUUGACUCUGCCCGAUGCAAUGAAAGCAUACAGUUUAUUAUUGGAUGAUGGUUCUAUCUACUGUGGCACUCAGCGGCGCGAUGUACUAAAAAUUGAUUUUACGACUGGGCAACACUUAUCCCCAUUUAAUUGCGGCAGUGGGGCAGUGUCGAUGCGACUUUAUCAAAAUAAGUUUCUACUCGUCGGUUCAUACGAUGGUUUUGUCUAUGUAAUUGAUAAGGCGAAGGAACGACAUUGUGGUCGUUAUGCGGGCUGUUCCGGCAACAUUUUAACUCUAGCGGUGAUCAGCAAUAAGAUAAUAGUAACGGCUAAGGAUAAAACUCUGAGAGUUAUUGAACUACCGCAAAAUCUCGGAACGAAACGGAAAUAGAUAAUACCUUUUGUUUCCUAUUUUUGCGAUGUGCUGAAAUUUUGCAUUUGUUGUAUUUUGGUUUAUUUAAUACAUUCUUUGGGGAGUGUAUCCUUUUAGAUUUUAGGUUAUGAUAUACAGUUUAAAGUAAUUUUUAAUGAAGUUAAUCUUUCAUUUCUGGAUAUUAAAUAUCUUUAAUUUUUUAAGAUUGUAUUAGUUAGCAUUUGAUGUAUAAUCAUAUUUCUUAUUGUUAAUAAAUUUUAAUAAUAAACUUGUUUUACGGUGAAAUAUAAUGCAAAAUGUAA
Molecule: messenger RNA, 6255 nt
Organism: Bactrocera neohumeralis
Lineage: Eukaryota; Metazoa; Arthropoda; Insecta; Diptera; Tephritidae
Product: FK506-binding protein 5
Exons: 7
Coding region: 857-5971 (1704 amino acids)
Molecular function (GO): RNA binding; protein binding
Source: RefSeq, a predicted model, not a curated record